UUCAUGCUUGGAGGAUAACUAGCGGGGGAGAAGCGUCGUUUUCCAAGUACUACAUAAUCUCUAAAUAAUGUAUCAUAGCGAUGCUUCUCCUUCUCCACUUCAGCUAAAGGAGCUAUUGCUUCAAUCGAUAGACCGGGAUGCUAAUGUAUUGUGCAUGAAGACAGUGGCGGAAGUUAUCGCAAUGCUGGAGAAAUACCCCAUUACUAAAGAAGAACUUGAGGAAACAAGAUUGGGAAGACACAUUAACAACUUGCGUAAGAAGACCUUGAACACAGAUCUUUCCAAACGAGCCAAAAGGCUGCUGAAAACCUGGAGGAAGAUCGCUCUGGUCGGGCAGGAGUCAAUGGUGGUAGCUCCUGGUGUCACUGCAGAGGCAGACACAGACACACUGGAGAUGGCCUUUCCAGAAACUUGUUUUCCAAAGUCUGCAGAUGUGGACAACAGGAAUGUUCCUCCUUCCACCAAAGACCUAUCCUUCACUCAAUACAACAUGCGCCUAAAACAGGAGUUCACUGCAGUGGACAGCCCAGAGGUCAUCACCAGCCCCACAGCUGAGUCAGCGAGCCCGGGUUUCCUCCCCUAUAGACCCGUCACCUCUUCUAAAGCAGUGCCCAAGGUCGCCAAUCACAGGCAUCUUGCCAGAAGCAACAAAGUGCCACCUAGCCCCAAUUCUGGUCACUCAAACCCUUGGCUGGGGAAACCCGAAUCCUGGCCUAGAGUAUUUCAGGAACCUGGAAGUUUGGAGACCAUUUCCCCAGCCAGUUGUAGCACACCUCCACACAGCCCAGCUGCUGUCGCUUCAGAUUACUCUGCGAAUCACAAGUGGCCCCAGUCAACACUGCCUUUCCCAGUCAGUCUGAUGGAGCGUGUUGAAGAGGUGCAGCACACCAGUAGUUCUCAGCCCUCAACCUUUGAUAACCAGAACACAAAGCUCCCAAUAUUGCCCGAGAUUGGUUAUAACCAGCCUAAGGACAAUAUCGGUUCACUAGUGCCUACAGACUGUUUAGACACGGAAAGGAUUCCUUUAAAAAACAAACCCAAAAGAGGGAGAAAGAAGGGGAGGCUCAAAGACUUCAGAGUGAACCUUGACAGCCCACAAUCGGACACGAUGGAAAGACCAGGGAGGUUAAAAGAACGGAGAAUAACGUACAACCCCUUGACGGGGCAGAUUAUUCUAGCUAGUCAGAAGACAAUAGCGGCCACUCAUGAUGUUGGGGUACUGGCGGUUAGCUGCGGUCAAGUUUCCGAGCUGCGGGAGAGGAACUUGCAGAUUUGGGACAGCAUGGACAAGCAGGACUGGAAGGAGUUUGCCAAAAACAAGAUCAUUCAAAAAUACCUGAGCAGCCAGUGUCACAGGUGGUCCUUCUCCAGCUUGGAGCCUCAAGAAUACCGUGAACACUUGAGGGACUGCUGCCCCACUUCACAGCCUUCUCUAGUGCUGCCAACAGAGCCUAGCACCAGUAUUUCUGGAGUCAUCCGAGAGGUCUCAAUGGAGGACGUGGCUCGACUGCACACUCAAAACUGGCAGGGAGUUAACGGUUGUUAUGACGACAAAGGAAAUUGGUAUGACUGGGCGCGGUGUAUUUCAUUGGACCCUUAUAGAGACGAAGGAAAGUUGAAUAUUUUGCCUUACGUGUGCCUUGACUAGUGUCCCAGAUUUACUAUAAUUAUAUAAAGUCACUUGGCAUCUACAAGCUGUUGAGCAAUGACAUUUGGCAGGACCAUACUAUGUUUAAAAACAUUCUAGGACAACCCCAUUCGGCACUGUAUUCUAUCCUUAAGGGUUUACUCUUGUUCCCUGGCUUUAGACGGUAGGCACAGGGUAAUGAAACAGAAUAAUUUCUCCAGAGACUACUUCCUGUGCACUGGUCCUCAGUCACAAAUAAACAGGAUGUGGGGUAAGUGAUGUAGUUUUUCAAUGGAAACUCCAUCUAUUUACAAAGUGUGAAAAUUUAGACAAUGGCAGCAGCAACAGCACAAAGUAGCCAAGUGACGUUAUAAAAAUCACCUAAUUUAUUCUUGGUAAAUAGAGGUGGAGAAAUAGGUUAUUUAGUCAUUUUUAGGCAACUGAAAGUUGUAUUUCAUUGCGGACCGGUUAUUUCAGUAUUGUUCGGAGACUACUUGAAUCUUUUUGUUUUAAAUACAGCACAUUUAUUUGUUAUGA
This is a messenger RNA of Acipenser ruthenus (sterlet), 2164 nucleotides long. Its product is annotated as mediator of RNA polymerase II transcription subunit 26-like. The transcript has 3 exons. Gene Ontology annotation, molecular function: transcription coregulator activity. The coding region runs from base 68 to 1648 and encodes 526 amino acids. Gene Ontology annotation, biological process: regulation of transcription by RNA polymerase II; positive regulation of gene expression. Gene Ontology annotation, cellular component: mediator complex; core mediator complex; nucleus. The record is from RefSeq and is a predicted model, not a curated record. NCBI's taxonomy places the organism in Eukaryota, Metazoa, Chordata, Actinopteri, Acipenseriformes, Acipenseridae.